This is a messenger RNA of Nicotiana tabacum (common tobacco), 1233 nucleotides long. Its product is annotated as beta-amylase 3, chloroplastic. NCBI's taxonomy places the organism in Eukaryota, Viridiplantae, Streptophyta, Magnoliopsida, Solanales, Solanaceae. Gene Ontology annotation, molecular function: beta-amylase activity. Gene Ontology annotation, biological process: polysaccharide catabolic process. The record is from RefSeq and is a predicted model, not a curated record.
AGAGCCCACCAAAUUUGUCUCCUUUAUGAAUCAUGCACCUGAAACCUUCAGGAUCUUGCUUUAUAAAUAUGCAAGUAUACAACCACAACUUCAUCAAUUCUUACAUCUUCUAUUAUCAAAAACAGCAAGUCUUACAUUUUCUAUUUUAAAAAAAAACAAAUGACUUUAGCAGUUCAUUCUUCAACUUCUUUUAUCAAUAUAAAAGAAACCAAAGGUAUUAAAACACCUGAUGAUUUCUUAGGCAUGGUUUCGUUUGCACAAACGAAGCCAUCUUGCCUUCUCAUAACAAAGAGUUCCAUGCAAGAAGCUCACCUCUCUCAUGAGAGAGUUAUCGGUAAUCCCAUAGAAGGGAGGAAAAAUGAGAAAAGAGAAAAACUUCAUGUGCUAACAACUACUCACAGCAAUAACAGUACAGCAGUACCUGUUUUUGUGAUGCUGCCACUUGAUACCGUAACCAUGGGAGGGAAAUUGAACAAGCCGCGAUUGAUGAAUGCGAGUUUGAUUGCCUUGAGAAGUGCUGGAGUUGAAGGAGUAAUGGUGGAUGCUUGGUGGGGUUUGGUUGAAAAAGAUGGACCCCAUAAGUAUAACUGGGAAGGUUAUGCUGAGCUUGUCAAGAUGUGUAAAGAACAUGGCUUGAAACUUCAAGUUGUCAUGUCUUUUCACCAGUGUGGUGGAAAUGUUGGAGACUCUUGCAGUAUUCCCCUACCUCCGUGGGUACUUGAAGAUAUCGGGAAGAAUCCAGAUCUCGUCUACACAGAUAGAUCAGGCAGGAGAAAUCCAGAGUAUAUUUCCUUAGGUUGUGAUAUGUUACCAGUACUCAAUGGAAGGACACCCAUUCAGGUAUACGCUGACUAUAUGAGGAGCUUCAGAGAAAGAUUCAACGAUUACUUGGGAGAUGUCAUAGUGGAGAUUCAAGUGGGAUUGGGUCCGUGUGGGGAGCUAAGAUAUCCAUCCUAUCCGGAAAGCAAUGGUACUUGGAGAUUUCCUGGAAUUGGAGAAUUCCAGAACUAUGACAAGUACAUGAGAGCUUCAUUGGCAGCAUCUGCCAAGGCGGCAGGAAAGGAUGACUGGGGCCAGGGAGGGCCUCAUGACUCAGGAAAGUACAACCAAUUUCCUGAGGAUACUGGAUUUUUCCAAAAUGAUGGAACAUGGAACAGUGAAUAUGGAAAAUUCUUCCUAGAGUGGUAUUCAGGAAAGCUACUGGAGCAUGGCGACAGGAUCCUAGGAGCAGCA